Molecule: messenger RNA, 4027 nt
Organism: Salvia splendens (bonfire salvia)
Lineage: Eukaryota; Viridiplantae; Streptophyta; Magnoliopsida; Lamiales; Lamiaceae
Exons: 2
Coding region: 2622-3680 (352 amino acids)
Molecular function (GO): DNA binding
Source: RefSeq, a predicted model, not a curated record
UCCUCUCUUCCGCCGCCAAAUAUGUUGUCUACUCUACCAUCGAAGAAUUCGUUGAACUUGUAAAAUCUCAUUCCCAACCUUUCUCAAGUUGAAAGGCAUUCCUCCAUCUCAUGGACAGGAAGUAGGUCAACCUAUUUUUAUAAAGAAUUCAUUUUGGUGGAAUGAUGGUUGGAUUAUCUGAUCAAUUUGAUAAUCGAAGAGAUAAUCUUCUCGAGCAAUUGCACUUGUCGGAAUGGGCGGCAUUGGAAAAACUACGAACAUCAAGGUAAUAAUUGUGAAUCAACUUCAUUACUACACUCGAUUACUCCUAAUAAGCUGAUAUCUCGGAUUGAAUUACUGAAUUUUUUCGUUACUGAUGCCCUCUGAUAUGAGAUUGAGUAAUUAGACUAAAUGCAUAAAUAAGAAAUAAGGAAUGUGUGUGUGGGUGAUUCAGUUUACGUGCUUUAUUAAACAAGAACUCUACCGUUUGAUUUAUGUGUUUGCAGAUUCAUAUCUAAUUUUGGCCCUAUAUUUAUGUAUUCAUAUAUAACUGAUCACUAUAUGAAUUGUUCUAAAAUUCUCUGUGCCUUUUCUCUUGCUUCUGAUUCUAUGUUCUAAAAUGUGUGUCUUGCAUUUUGGAGAUUUUUUUUUGUGAGAGGGCAUCGGAAUUCGAGGGGAUUAACAUACUUGAAUUUUAUUGGCAAUUUCUCUGCAAAACUGUGAACCAUAGAAUAGAUGAAUGAGAAUAUGAAAUUAAAUCUCCGUUUCCGAUUAUGUGUCCCACCUUGACAUUUUUAUAGGUGAAGGUUGACAUUGAGUUGACAUUAUAUUAACAUGUCAACUUCGUUUUUAGCGACAGGUGUGCAUAUUAUGACGAUGUUGUUUAGUUAAAUAAACAAUCAAUUUUACUCUCUCAAACCUAGGUCUGACAAUCAGACACGGACACACACACAAUUAAUGUGUUUGUGUUAAGCCUGACUGGAUUUGUGUCAUUAGUUAAACUCCAAAAAUUGACUCAUUCUGAACAGAAAUUUUUCGAGUUGGAUUAAUUUCACCAUUUUGGGCCAUCUCCUAAAAUUAGAAUAAACAACUAAACACUACUAAUUGUGUGGAUCUCACAAUCCAUUAACACUACGUACACUAUCUUUUCUCCUUCUCUCUCUUUUUUACCAACUAAACAUUAAAACCUGUGUUGUUUCAAAUGUGCUAUUUUUAUGGGACGAAGAGAGUAUAAUAUAAUUCAUUCAUUAGUGUUAGGUACCUUAAAGGUUAGUGAAUCCCGAAUCCACUAGUUCCAACUUCUCUAUUUCCCUCACAUUACUUUCUUUCCAUUUUCCUUGUAAUUUGAAAUCGCUGCCGCUCAUCGUUGGAGAGCUGGAGUCCGCUGCUAGGUGCCAUUGUUGUCGCCCGCGUCCUAGUUCUAGUAAGGUUUUUAUCUUCUAAUAAUAUAUGGAGUGGUAAUGAAGUUUUACCAAAAUUGUUAUAAAGAUUUCUACCAAACGAGAUAUAGUAUUAGAUAUUUAGAUGUUGAGCUUGGGCAUUCCAAAUUUGGUGUAAAGUUGUCUUCUAUAUUUUUGAAAUCAUCUUAUAAAUUUUGAAAGUUUUUUAGUUUGGAAAUUAGUUUAUACUUUGCAGAUUUAUUAAGGGCUAAUUGCCUGAAAAUUCAUGAACUUUCACAAAAGUUUAGUUUUUUCGUGAACUAUAAAUGUUGCUUUACAAGUCAUGAACUUUACCUUCGAGUACCGAUUUCCAAUAUCGGUUAUUCUAGCUAAGCAGUGUGUUAAUGUCGAUAUUUAUGCUGACGUGGAAGAUGAGUUGGCUGGUGAGUGUUUGGGGACAUGGAAAAUUUUAUUUUAUUUUAAUAAACAAAAGCAUUACACUUAUCCCCCAUCCCCAAAUCCCAAAAUUCACUAUCAAUUGAAACAAAACUCUAUCCAACGAAUUGGCAAAACCCAUCUGCGAUUCUUCUCAAGUGCUCCCAUCUUCUGCGGCGGUUACGGCGACGGUGACGAGGGCUACGGAAUCCGAUGGUGCCACCGACUCUGUAAGUCCUCCCAUCUUUAGUGACUCGUUUUUUUGUCGAGAAAAUCCAUAUAACUACUCAAGCUAAAUAAAAAUUGAUUGUUUCUAAAUGCAUAUCAGUUUUUAAUGAAAACGCUAUCGCCACACCGAUACGUAGCAUUUUUUUGUGGCGGCCGCCAUACCCGUGGCGAUCGUGGCGCCAUAGCGCUACCAUAUCCCGCAAUAGCGGUAUUUUAGCCCAAUGUUGACUUUUUGGUGCUAAUUUUGACUGUUAUUGGGCUUUUUAUUUUUUAAUUUAAUUUUGCAUAGACCCAAUCAGCCCACCCCAAUAAUUCUAAAUCCUAAUUCCACAACCCCAAUCUGCCGCCGCCUGUUGCAGCCUAGCCAGCACCCGCCAACACCCUCCAGCCCCACUCAGUGACUCAGCCACCGCCCAGCCAUACAGCCCCUCCUAUUCACAAUCUGCACCCUACAGCCCCUCCUAUUCACAAUCAUCCCCACUCACUGACUCAGCCACCGCCCAGCCACUUGACGCCGCCACCCCCGAGCCGCCGCCACCUACAGCAGCCGAGCACCUUCCAGCAACAGUCCAGCGACCAGCAGUCAGCUUUCCGACAAGAAUGUCUCAUGGAGAAGCUUCAACAGCUGCCACUAGUGGAAAAUGUUCGAAUAGAACUGAUCCGGGUUGGAAGUAUUGUUCUCCCAUUGAUGAAAAGUUGACUAGUAAAGUCAAAUGCAACUUUUGCAACAAAGAGAUGAACAGGGGCAUCACAAGAGCAAAAGAGCAUCUGAUGGGCAAGAAAGGAAAGGUUGCCCCAUGUCCUAGUUGUCCGAAACAGGUGCGAGAUGAGCUUUGGGAUCACUUCCAAUCCAAAAAAAAUUUUGGAAGCUCAGAUUUUGCGAAGUAUACAGAGUUUGUCGAUCUUGGUGGUACUGAUAGUACGAGUGGCAUUGGCAAUGCAGAUGAAGAUGCUACAGUAGUGAGAGGGCCGAUGGAUGCGUUUAUGAAAAGGGGUGCAGCUGCAAGUGCUGGAAAACUAAGCAAAGAGAAUAUGAGGCAACAGAAUGUGAAAGAAUCUCUUGAUAAAAAAGCUGUAGCACUAGUCCACCAGGAUAUUGCUCGGUUUUGGUAUCAUGCAGGCUUGUCGUUCAACGCUAUUCGGUUGCCGUACUUUGAUCGGAUGGUUAAAUCAAUUGGAGAAUUUGACAAGAAUUUGCCAGUUCCGAGCUAUCAUGACAUCAGAGUUCCUCUUUUGCACAAAGAGAUGGAACAUACUGAAGCAUUAUUUGAGAAAAAGAAGAAGGUAUGGACGGAGGUUGGUUGCUCGAUUAUGUCAGAUGGAUGGUCUGAUCGGAAACAGAGGAGUAUUAUUAACUUUUUAGUUAAUUCUCCUAGUGGAUCGGUAUUUAUUAGAUCUAUUGAUGCAUCUGGCAUUGUGAAGACAGGAGAAAAAAUAUUUGAGAUGCUUGAUUCUAUGGUUGAUGAAAUUGGUGAAGAAAAUGUUGUCCAAGUAGUAACAGACAACGGGAGUAAUUAUGUUGCAGCCGGGAAGUUGUUGAUGGCAAAGAGAGAGCAUCUUUAUUGGACUCCAUGUGCGGCACACUGUAUAGACCUAAUGCUCGAAGAUAUUGGUAAGAUUGUCGUGAUUAAGAAUACAAUUAAGAGGAGUAUGUAUUAGUCUUGUUGGCUAUAUUUAUAGUCAUGGUUAGUCCUUAAACUUGUUAAGGACUACCACAAACAAGGAGUUAGUGAGGCCGGCCAUCACUCGAUUUGCUACGUCCUAUCUAUCAUUGCAAAGGCUUCAAGAGGAAAGGGAGAACCUUAGGAAAAUGUUUACUUGUGAUGAGUGGAUGCAAAACAAGCUAUCAAAGGAGGCGAAGGGGAUCGAAGCAACAAAGACCGUCAUGAAGACUUCCUUUUGGAAUAAUGUCGUCUACAUUCUCAAAAUAAUGGGUCCCCUUGUAAGAGUGCUUAGAAUGGUGGAUGGUGAGAAGAAGGCAGCGAUGGGCUACAUCUAUGAGGCAA